AUGGAACACUUGUCCAUGGAUUACGGCAAGAAGUCCAAACUGGAGUUUGCUAUCUAUCCGGCCCCUCAAGUGUCCACAGCAGUGGUGGAGCCCUACAAUUCUAUCCUGACCACCCACACCACCUUGGAACACUCUGACUGUGCCUUCAUGGUGGACAAUGAGGCCAUCUAUGACAUCUGCCGUCGUAAUUUGGACAUUGAGCGCCCCACGUACACCAACCUGAACCGUCUCAUCAGCCAGAUUGUCUCCUCCAUCACUGCCUCCUUGCGCUUCGACGGUGCCCUCAAUGUGGACCUGACUGAGUUCCAGACCAACCUGGUGCCCCGUGAAUGCAUCUCGGUUCAUGUUGGUCAAGCUGGCGUACAGAUUGGUAAUGCAUGCUGGGAGCUGUUCUGUCUGGAACACGGCAUCCAGCCAGAUGGCACCUUUCAGGCCGAACCCAACAAGUUUAAUAAUGAUGACUCCUUUACCACAUUCUUCAGUGAAACCCGCACGGGGAAGCACGUGCCACGAGCUGUUAUGGUGGACCUAGAACCCACAGUAGUAGAUGAAGUACGGGCUGGUUUCCAGGUUGGCAUCAAUUAUCAGCCCCCAACCGUAGUGCCCGGAGGUGACCUUGCUCAAGUGCAGCGAGCUGUUUGCAUGCUGAGCAAUACCACUGCCAUCGCUGAAGCCUGGGCCAGAUUGGACCACAAGUUUGAUUUGAUGUACGCCAAGCGAGCCUUUGUUCACUGGUAUGUUGGUGAAGGCAUGGAGGAAGGAGAGUUCUCGGAGGCUCGGGAAGAUUUAGCUGCAUUGGAGAAAGACUAUGAGGAAGUUGGCACGGAUUCUUUGGAAGAAGAAAAUGAUGGGGAAGAAUUUUAA
This is a messenger RNA of Thamnophis sirtalis, 864 nucleotides long. The record is from RefSeq and is a predicted model, not a curated record. NCBI's taxonomy places the organism in Eukaryota, Metazoa, Chordata, Lepidosauria, Squamata, Natricidae.